UAACUUACUCAAAUUCUUCAAGUUCAGUUUAUUUAAAAGGAGAGUAACCUCAAGAAGGUUCUAUCUAUGGUUUACGGCUAUCUCCAGCCAUGGGCCUUUGGAGCAUACUUUGGUUUUUAAUCUUCCUGGGAAAAAGUUGGGGACAGGAACAAACGUAUGUCAUUUCAGCACCAAAAGUAUUACGUGUUGGAGCAUCUGAAAAUAUUGUAAUUCAAGUUUAUGGAUACACUGAAGCCUUUGAUGCAACAAUCUCUAUUAAAAGUUAUCCUGAUAAAACAUUUAGUUAUUCUUCAGUGUAUGUUACUUUAUCCACAGAAAAUAAAUUCCAAAACUCUGCAAUCUUAACAAUACAACCCAAACAGUUGUCUGGAGGACAAAACCCAGUUUCACAUGUGUAUUUGGAUGUUUUAUCAAAACACUUUUCAAAAUCAAAAAAAAUACCAAUAACCUAUGACAAUGGAUUUCUCUUCAUUCACACAGACAAACCUGUUUAUACUCCAGACCAGUCAGUAAAGGUUAGAGUUUAUUCACUGAAUGAUGACUUGAAGCCAGCCAAAAGAGAAACUGUCUUAACUUUUAUAGAUCCCGAAGGAUCAGAAGUUGACAUUGUAGAAGAAAAUGAUUAUACUGGAAUUAUUUCCUUUCCUGACUUCAAGAUUCCAUCAAGUCCUAAAUACGGUGUGUGGACAAUUCAAGCUAAAUAUAAAGAGGACUUUUCAACAACUGGAACUGCAUAUUUUGAAAUUAAAGAAUAUGUGUUGCCUCAUUUUUCUGUCAUAAUAGAACCAGAAAAUAGUUUCAUUGGCUAUAAGAACUUUAAUAAUUUUGGAAUUACUAUAAAAGCAAGAUAUUUUUAUAAUAAAGUCGUCACUGAGGCUGAAGUUUAUGUCACUUUUGGAAUAAGAGAAGACUUAAAAGAUAAUCAAAAAGAAAUGAUGCAAAAAGCAAUACAAAGCACAAUGUUGAUAAAUGGAAUUGCUCAAGUCACAUUUAACUCUGAAACGGCAAUUAAAGAGCUGUCCUAUGACAGCCUAGAAGACAUAAACAACAAGUACCUUUAUAUUGGUGUAACGGUCAUAGAGUCUACAGGUGGAUUUUCUGAAGAGGCGGAAAUCCCUGGCAUCAAAUAUAUCCUCUCUCCCUACAAAGUGAAUUUGGUUGCUACUCCUCUUUUCUUGAAGCCUGGGAUUCCAUUUUCUGUCAAGGUACAGGUUAAGGAUUCAUUUGACAAAUUGAUUGGAGGGGUCCCAGUGACUCUGAGUGCACAAACCGUCGAUGUAAACCAAGAGACAUCCCACUUGGAGUCAAAGAAAAGUGUAACACGUUCCAGUGAUGGAGUAGCUUCAUUUGUGGUUAAUCUCCCAUCUGGAGUGACGAUGCUGGAGUUUAACGUCAGAACUGAUGACCCAGAUCUUCCAGAAGAAAAUCAGGCUAGCAAUGAUUACCAGGCAAUAGCAUAUUCAUCUCUUAGCCAAAGUUACCUUUAUAUUGACUGGACUGAAAACUAUAAACCCUUGCUUGUGGGAGAACAUCUGAAUAUUAUUGUUACCCCCAAGAGUCCAUAUAUUGACAAAAUAACUCACUAUAACUACUUGAUUUUAUCCAAGGGCAAAAUUGUUCACUUCGGCACAAGGGAGAAACUUCCAGAUUUAUCUUAUCAAAGUAUAAACAUUCCAGUGACACAAAACAUGGUUCCUUCAGCCCGUCUCCUGGUCUAUUACAUCGUCACAGGAGAGCACACAGCAGAAUUAGUGUCUGACUCUGUCUGGUUAAAUAUUGAAGAAAAGUGUGGCAACCAGCUCCAGGUUCAUCUGUCUCCAAGUGCAGAUACAUAUUCUCCAGGCCAACGUGUAUCUCUUAAUAUGGAUACUGAGUCAGGUUCCUGGGUAGCUUUAACAGCAGUGGACAGUGCUAUAUAUGGAGUCCAAAGCAGAGCCAAGAAGCCCAUGGGAAGAGUAUUUCAAGCUUUAGAGAAGAGUGACCUGGGCUGUGGGGCAGGGGGUGGCAGCAAUAACGCAGAUGUAUUCCAUCUGGCUGGACUCACCUUCCUCACCAACGCAAAUGCAGAUGACAGCCGAGAAAAUGAUGAACCUUGUAAAGAGAUUCUCAGGCCAAGAAGAAUGCUGAAUAAGAAAAUAGAGGAAGAAGUUGCUAAAUACAAACACUCAAUAGUGAAGAAAUGCUGUUAUGAUGGAGCCUUUCUUAAUGAUGAUGAAAACUGUGAGAAGCGAGCUGCCCGCAUUCAGAUAGGACCAAACUGUGUCAGAGCUUUCAAGGAAUGUUGUAACAUCGCAAAGCAGCACCGUGAUGAAGAGUCUCACAAAAAAAUCCAGUUGGGAAGGUUACAUAUAAAGACCCUGUUACCAGUAACCAAGCCAGAAAUAAGGAGCUAUUUUCCAGAAAGCUGGUUAUGGGAAGUUCAUCAUGUCACCAGAAGAAACCAGUUGCAAAUUGUGCUACCUGAUUCUCUAACCACCUGGGAAAUUCAAGGUGUUGGCAUAUCAAACAGUGGUAUAUGUGUGGCUGAUACUCUCAAGGCACAAGUGUUCAAAGACAUCUUUCUGGAAAUGAAUAUACCAUAUUCUGUUGUACGAGGGGAACAGAUUCAGUUAAAAGGAACUGUUUACAACUACAGAACAUCUGGAAUGCAGUUCUGUGUUAAAAUGUCUCCUGUGGAGGGGAUCUGUACUGGAAGCUCAGCCACUGAACAUCAGGGGAGAAAGUCCUCCAAAUGUCUGCCCCAGAGAAUAGAGGGUUCCUCCAGUCACUGGGUGACCUUCACUGUGCUCCCUCUGGAAAUCGGCCUCCACAACAUCAAUUUUUCACUGGAGACUUCAGUUGGAAAAGAAAUUUUAGUAAAAACAUUACGAGUGGUGCCAGAAGGUAUCAGAAAGGAAAGUUAUGCUGGUAUUACUCUGGACCCAAAGGGUAUUUAUGGUAUUGUUAGCAGACACAAGGAGUUCCCAUACAGGGUACCAUUAGAUUUGGUCCCCAAAACAAAAGUCAAAAGGAUUGUGAGUGUAAAAGGACUGCUUUUAGGUGAGGUCAUGUCUGCAGUUCUGAGUCAGGAAGGCAUCGAUAUCCUUACCCACCUCCCUAAGGGGAAUGCAGAAGCGGAACUGAUGAGCAUUGUCCCAAUAUUCUAUGUUUUUCACUACCUGGAAGCAGGAAAUAAUUGGAACAUUUUUUCUCCGAACUCAUUAACUAAACAACAGAACCUAAAGAAAAAAUUGAAAGAAGGGUUGGUGAGCAUCAUGUCCUACAGAAAUAUUGACUAUUCAUACAGCAUGUGGAAGGGUGGAAGUGCUAGCACCUGGUUAACAGCCUUUGCUUUAAGAGUACUUGGACAAGUAAAUAAAUACAUAAAUCAGGACCAAAAUUCAAUUUGUAAUUCUUUAUUGUGGCUGGUUGAGAACUGUCAACUAGAAAAUGGAUCUUUUAAGGAAAAUUCCCAGUACAAACCGGUAAAAUUACAGGGUACCUUGCCUUCUGAAGCCCAAGAGAACACCUUAUAUCUUACAGCCUUUUCUGUGAUUGGAAUUAGAAAGGCUUUUGAUAUAUGCCCCAUUAUGAAAAUCAACACAGCUCUAACUAAAGCUGACACUUUUCUGCUUGAAAAUACCCACUUGGACCAGAGCACCUUCACACUGGCCAUUGCUGCUUAUGCUCUUUCCCUGGGAGAUAACACUCACCCACAGUUUCGUUCAUUUGUCUCAGCCCUGAAGAAGAAAGCUUCCGUUAAAGGUAAUCCACCCAUUUAUCGUUUUUGGAAAGAUGAUCCUCAGCAGAAAGACAGCUCUGCCCCUAAUGCUGGUACCGCACAGAUGGUAGAAACCACUGCCUAUGCUUUACUCACCUGUCUGAGCUUAAAAGAGAUGAAUUAUGUUAACCCAAUCAUCAAAUGGCUAUCUGAAGAGCAGAGGUAUGGAGGUGGCUUUUAUUCAACCCAGGAUACAAUUAAUGCCAUCGAGGGCCUGACAGAAUAUUCACUCCUGGUUAAAAAACUCCACUUGAAUAUGGAUAUCAAUAUUUCUUACAAGCAUAAAGGUGACUUCUACAAUUACAAGAUAACAGAGAAGAAUUUCCUUGGGAGGCCAGUAGAGGUGCCCCUCAAUGAUGACCUUGUUGUCAGUACUGGAUAUAGCAAUGGCUUGGCUACAGUGCAUGUGGCAACCGUGGUUCACAAAACCAGUACCUCUGAGGAAGUUUGCAACUUUAAUUUAAAAAUCGAAAGCCAGGACAUUGAAGCACCCAGCUACAGAGGCUACAGUGACUCCGAAUACAAGCGCAUAGUAGCAUGUGCCAGCUACAAGCCCAGCAGAGAAGAAUCAUCAUCUGGGUCCUCCCACGCAGUGAUGGAUAUCUCUUUGCCUACUGGAAUCAAUGCAAACUCAGAGGACUUAAGAGUUCUUGUGGAGGGGGUGGAUCAACUAUUAACUGAUUACCAGAUCAAAGAUGGGCAUGUUAUUCUGCAGUUGGAUUCAAUUCCUUCCAGUGAGUUUGUGUGUGUUCGAUUCCGGAUAUUUGAGCUCUUUCAAGUUGGAUUUAUGAGUCCUGCUACUUUCACAGUGUAUGAAUACCACAGACCAGAUAAACAGUGCACCAUAUUUUAUAGCCCAUCCCAUACCAAACUUCAGCAAGUCUGUGAAGGAACAACAUGCAAAUGUGUAGAAGCUGACUGUGGACAAAUGCAGACAGAACUGGAUCUGACAAUCUCUGCAGAUACUAGAAAAGAAACAGCAUGUAAACCAGAGAUUGCAUAUGCUUAUAAAGUUAAUAUCAAAUCCAUUGCUGAAGAAAAUGUUUUUGUUAAAUACACUGCAACCCUCCUGGAUAUCUACAAAGCUGGUGAAGCUGCUGCAGAAAAAGACUCUGAAAUAACCUUCAUUAAAAAGACAACCUGUGCAAAUGUUGACUUGAAAGAAGGAAGACAGUAUUUAAUUAUGGGUAAAGAAGCCCUCCAGAUAAAAUACAAAUUCAGUUUCAAGUACAUCUACCCUUUAGAUUCCUCUACCUGGAUUGAAUAUUGGCCUACAGAUGCAACAUGUCCCUCAUGCCCAGCAUUUUUAGCUAAUUUAGAUGAGUUUGCUGAAGACAUCUUUUUAAACGGUUGUGAAAAUGCCUGAAGAAGUUCAGCUACGUAGUUUCACUACGGACUCCUAUUGUUGAAAUGUCUUCCUUUUUUUAUAUAUCAACAUUCACAGCUGGUCUUAUUUGGAAAGCUCACUUUACUUAGAAUUAGUGGCGCUUGCUUUUAUUAGAGAACAAUUUUAAGAGUUGUAACAUUCUGAAAUAACAUGGCCUUAGGGCGCAUGGAGACAGAUACUCAUUCCAAGGUUAUCGGACACCAGAGGUAAUAAAUUGGAAAGUCUCCUAAAACCUACCACUCAGGAAUGUUUGCUGGGGAAGAAAGAAUAGCCCCAUUGAAAUGUAGUAUCUUACAAAAACAUGGCCUUUGCUUGAAAGAAAAUACCAAGGAACAGAAAACUGAUCAUUAAAGUCUGACUUUGCUUUCAAAAUGUGCAAAAAAGCGAAAUAGCAUGUUAUUUUGUGCCAGGUCAGCUUCAGCCACACCAAGACAGGCAAAUGCAGAGGUGGAGAAAGGUGGGAGUAGAGACCUGAGAAAGCCUAACCUCAGAGACCUCAGCAAACUGAGAAGGUAGGAAAGUCUGUCCUUCCCCUCCCCACUUCUGUUGCCCUCUUCUUACCCCGGUGGGGAUCCCUCUACUCGCUCUUCCCUCCCAGCACAGAUUGAUUUCCCCAGGAACUUGCUCUUGCCAAUAAUUGCUCUUCCCGAAGGCAGCCUGCAGUGCAGUAACCUGGGGAGAAAGUGAGCAGGUAUCAGGUGACCUUUGUUCCAGCUCCAGCCAGGCCUCUGAGCCUGUUUGAGCUUUACAAAAGAGGAUUUAUAACAGGAGGUUCAUGUCUGUGACUUUUUGCAGCAUUUUCGAUCUUACAAAGGAAUUCUCAUAGAUUCCCAUUUAAUGUCUCAAGAAUCUCACUAGGUACAGGAAUUAUUAUUAUCCCCAUUUUACAGGUAAGGACAUUGAGGCUCAGAAAGGUGAAGCAGUUUUCCCAACCUAAUAAGGGGCAGAGUCAGGGACCCAACCCCAAGGCUCUGUCAGUCCAGACACAUCGCUCUUCUACAUCAUGACUCCAUUGCAUUGCUUCUCAGGUUUAAUUUUCAAAGACCAAGGCAGGAUGCAGUUGGGCUUUCUUAGAUAUAGUUUAACCAGCUCCACUGAAAUAUCACAAGGAAACAUCAAGAUAAACUCUAGUUGGAACAGUAACAGUGACUUAAAUGCAUUCCCUUCUUGAAAAACCUACAUUUUACUAGCUAGGUGAGACUGCAGAGGCCUUGUAGUGGGCCUCAUAUGUAAUACUAAGAUUUUCCACUUCCAGGAAGGAAGGAUUUAUUUUUGUUAAUGUCAGAGCUCACAUUGUAGGCACUCCCUUGGCAAAAACAACCAAUGUAUCCAAUAUUCCCAAACUCUGUGCCAGGUAAGGGUGAGGGGCCCCCUCCAGAGAGGGCCAGAAGUGUCUCGUCACCUUGCUGAACACAGGGUGGAGGGGACCCCUGCAAUGUUUGGAGGCACCAGAGUCUCUGAGGUGUUGGGUCGCCUUCUCCCUGAGCACUUUAGCAAAUAGGUUGGGUCACAGUGGCCUAAUUAACCCACAAUGCAGCUCAGCUUUCCAACAUCAAAGCAGGCCUCUGCAAGUUAGCCUGGCACCCUUUAGCAAUCUGCCAGCUCCUCUUCAGCUAACUCUAUGCAUCUAAACAUACUUCCUUAGUGAGGUUUUCUGGGCCCUCCAAACAGGCUGGGGUCUCUACUCAACCCUGCAAUUCUCUUCCAAGGCACUUGCAAUUAUUUACUGAAUCACGUGUAAUUGUUUGUUUAGCGUGUGCGACUUCCUAGCUCCACUGUAAGCUCUAUGUGUCCUCACCAUGAUCUCCUGUGCCUGGCACAAUGCCAGACACAUCAGUAGGUACUUGUGCAUUCCCAGUGUGUAAGGACCAUCAAGAAGACCCAAGUUCUAGUCUUGGCUUUGCCCCUGGCAGGAUUUGGGACAAACCUCUUGCUCUCUUUGGUGGCCUAUAAAGCAAGGGAGUUGAACACUCUCUUUUAUCUAUACCCCUAAGAUAUUUUGUAAUCUUAUGUUGUAAAACAGAAAACAAAACCGCAUGGUGUAUAAGUACCCAAAUGUCAGUUUGUGUAUUCCUUUCUGUAAGUGUGAAGGAAGGUCAGAGAAGUGAGUGAAGGCAUAUGCUGGAAGAGCUUCCCGAGGCUUCCUGGAGAAGGAUGGGCAGGAUUUGGGUAGGUAGAAAGGAGCAGAAGGGUCUCCCAGGUUGAAGGGAAAAGCAUAAGACAGGUUUCCACUGGGGGUAAGCAAGAUGAGUUAGUGCAGAGGAACACUCCUCAUUUUAAUAGUAUAUGUUUAUUUUAACAUGUAUUAGAAAAAAGGUAACUAGCACAUCAAAGCCAUGAUAUACAAUUUUCUUUGAAAAUAAGCAUAUUUGUCUGAAAGUAAGUCCAUUUAUGGAAAGGUCUGAAGUAAACAAAAGUAUAGGUUGUUCUUAAGGCAAAAAUCAUGAGGUUGGCGUGCACAUGAUUCAAGUUUAGGAAACUGUCUUAAAAAAAUAUGUGGAAUUGAUAAUGAGCUGAGCCUAAGGCAAGCAGCCUCGCUCCAUGUUUCUCAGUGAGGAAUCCCAAGCCAGAAGUUGUGUUCAGUCUUAACUUUCCAGCCCCCAUGAUGCUAAUUUAUUCAGCAACACCCAAUAGAUAAAUAUUGAUUGGUAACUGUAGGCCAGGCCCAAGUCUAGGUGCUGGUCACCUAGAUCCCUGCCUUUGUGGAAUGAGAUUCCAGCUGGGGGAGACAUGCAAUGAACAAUAAUGGCAAUAAAUGGGGGAUCAACCUUGAAUGUUGGAAGGAGAUUAGAGCUGUGGGAAAAAAGAAAAGUAGAGCAGGGCAGGGGAGGUAGGGAGUGGUUGAGAGAGGGUUUGCUUUUCCCAAUAGGCUUCAAUGAGAAGGUGAGAAGAGCAAAAACUUGGAGAUGGUGAAAGAGCCAUGUGGCCAUCUAUCGUACUAGGCAGGGGAAGCACCUACUGUCCAAGGCUAAGGCAGGAGCAUGCCUGGUGUCCUAUUGAAAGAGCAUGGACACUGGUGUAACAGACGUAGAGUGAGCAAAGGGGUCAGUAUGUGGAGAUGAAGCCAGAGAGGUCACAGGGAUCAGAUUAUGCAGGUUGUGGAAGGGGUGUUGGCUUCAACUGGUGAGAAAUGGAUGCCACUGCCAGGUUUAGAAAAGAGCAGUAACAUGGUCUGCCUUAUCUCUUAAAAGGAUUAUUUUAACUGGUAUGUUGGAUAUAAGGCAAGGGUACAUAUAGAGAGACAGGAAGCUGAGCCAGGCAAGAGAUGAUGAUAACUGAACAAAGCUGAGUUUAUUGAUUCUGCAAUGAAAGAGAACACACACAUCGGAACUAUGGAACUUCUCAGUAAAAGGAUUUUAGUAGGGAUUUAUUAUAGGAUGCAGGCAUGUGAUGGGUUAUUUUAGGGGGGAGUUCAAGGAAGUGGGGUUUUGCUCUGGAUUGGAUGUUGUCAGGAAACAGGGGUAAUACAAAGAUUGCAUGUCUUAAUUCAUAUCUAAUGGGAAGAAAAGUAUCAGUCACUCAAAUUAGCCAGGAAAGAGGGAUGUUUGAUCAUUUUUGUGGUUUGGAUAAUGUUUUUGUUUUAGUCUCUGCUCAGACAUGAUUAUGAAGAAGGCCUUUUUUUUUUCCGGUCUUCAUCCAGUUUAUCUGAUGUGGUGUUCUAUGACAUCACAGAGAACACCACAGCCUGACUCUGAGUCCCAGGUCCAGAUCCUGGGUUCACCAAGGCCCAGCUCCCAGUCUAGCCCAGCUAUCAAAGGCUGUUCUUCUCUUUCACAGACCCCUUUUCCUAGAAGAUGCAUAUACACACACCAUGCACAAAUUUGCAUACUAUUUCAGAGGCCCCCAGACAAAGUUCAUGCAUGGACCUUAUAAUUGAAGAGCUGGGACUUCAGCAGCCAAAUGUGAGAGGUUCUCAGAGACAGGAAGCAAUUCAGGAUCCUGUUUCCAUGGGUUGUCCCUUCCGAAAGCAGAUUAAUUCUACAUGUUUAAUGUGAUGUGAGAAACAUGUUCCCGGAGUUAAAUCUUUAACUUUGAUUAGGAAAGUGUCCUUUAUGCCUCUGAAUCAGAAAGAAAGGAAUAAGGUGAUGAGGAAGGAAGGACAGAAUGAAGGAGAGAGAAGGAAGAGAGGAAAGGAGGGGUUUUAUUUUAAGACAAGAGAAGAACUCCAUUUCUAAGAACCUUCUGGAUUCUUCUCAGCUGGCAGGGUCCCCACCUGGCAGAAACAGAUCUGUUCCUUGGAACACAGUGUCCACUCCUUCACUGUUUCCAUCAUUAUAAUCAGAUAUGUGUGCACUACAUACACAAUCAUGAAUUACAUAAUCCUAAAAUGUCCAAACCAGGAAGGACCCAGAGCUUAUCUCAUCCAAUUCCUUCAUUUUCACCUGGGAAAACAGGCCCAGAGGAGUGGCUUGCCAGUGGUCACAGUGCUAUUAAGUGGGAGGGCUGGGACACAAGCCUAAGGCAUCUGAUUCAGUCCAGUGUUUUUUCCACCAUGCAAAAAAGUGGAGGUUACAGAGAAAUCAAUUUUGCCUCCCUCCAAAAAAGCAUUUUCUUAUAACCAAAGCCAUUCAAAGACACAGUAGGAUGUUUAGGAGCAACCAAGUUCCCUAUCACAACUACCUUCCAGAAUGUUGCAGGAGCCAUUCAAGGUGAGAGGUUGGCCCCAGUGAUAUACAGUGUCUCUUUAGCUCUGAGAGGCCAUUAAUAGAAAGAAAACAUCUGCUUUACUUCCUUUGGCUUCCUUUUUCACAUCUGAAAAAUGGGAGUACUUAUAAUUCCCACUUCAGAGGAUGUCUGUGAGAUUUAAAUGACAUAAUACAGUUCAUGCAUAUAAAGUGAUGAGCACAUGCCUGGCAUGACAAAUGUAACUUGAAGUGGUUAAUAAUAAGUCCCUGGCACACAAUAAAUGAUGAAUUAAACAAA
This is a messenger RNA of Manis pentadactyla (Chinese pangolin), 10070 nucleotides long. It is a transcript of the gene C5, whose product is annotated as complement C5. Gene Ontology annotation, biological process: inflammatory response; complement activation. NCBI's taxonomy places the organism in Eukaryota, Metazoa, Chordata, Mammalia, Pholidota, Manidae. The record is from RefSeq and is a predicted model, not a curated record. Gene Ontology annotation, cellular component: extracellular region. The transcript is spliced from 41 exons. Gene Ontology annotation, molecular function: protein binding; endopeptidase inhibitor activity. The coding region runs from base 90 to 5126 and encodes 1678 amino acids.